UUUUGCUUUGAGUGCCUCAAAACCAUCCCUCAGCCGAAUCAUUUCGUCCCCUGGCCCUUGCGCCCCUCCACUCUGCUUCUUGGAAGCCAGCAGUUCUGCAGUCUCUUCAGGACGUUGAAUCUGCGUUGUCUCCCGUUAAAUACCGACCGUCUCUCAGAACUGCACCGUUGUGCAGGUUUACUUCUCUUCUCUGCACAGCGAAACCCAACUUAUUAACCAUUGACACUCGAGUGUCUUCUGAGCAGCCAUGGUUUCCUUUUCAUGUGAGGCCUGCGGCGACGUUCUCACCAAGAAGAAGCUUGACCCUCAUCGCAACCGCUGUCGCGGCGCUACCUUCACCUGCAUUGAUUGUAUGGUGUAUUUCCCUGGCGUCCAAUACCGAUCACAUACCAGUUGCAUGACCGAAGAUCAGAAGUACCAAGGUGCACUCUAUAAGGACAAGAAGAACAAGAAACAGAAACACAGUCAUCCCAACGAUAACCAGCAACACUACACCCAGGACCAAGCCAUGGCUGAAGUUCAAACUCUCCCCAACAACACUGGCAACAUGAGCCACUACGCCUACGUUGAGGACGUCCCUGAGGAUCAGUUUGGCUGGGCCGAGUACGAAGAAAGCAGCGAUGAUGAAUCGCCAAACGGCCCGCCCCCGGAGGCUCCUACGCCUCCUUCUGCUGCCCCAGAGCCACAUGUCGAUGUAUUUGAAUUCCUCGUUGGAACCGGCCAAACGCCCAAUGCUUCCAACAUGAAUCUCGACGCGGAGCCAGGCAACUCAUUGGUACGAUACGAACCCAAGGACAAGAGCGACGAAUACGGCUUCAUGGAAGACGACGAUGAACCUGCAGUCGAAUAUGGAAGUGGCCCCGUGCCAGCCGCCGAAUUUGUUACACCCGCUUCGAAAUCUGAGAGACGUAAAAGCCGGACCAGCACUGAGAAGAAGGACAAGAAGCGCAAGCGAUUACAUAUCGAUGUUCCUAGCGACCAGGUUAUGACGGAUGCCCCACCGGUUCUUCACUCAGGACUCACAGGCGGCAUCAACCGUAUGAUGCGCCCUGUAUUCCCCCCAUCCCCCGAUUACUCCGGCGGUGACGCUCCGGAAAUCUCUCCCGCGAGUCCUUUGAAGAAGUCAAAGCACUCCAAACAUUCUAAGCACUCUAAGCACGCCUCUGCUGGUCACAGCCUCUUUGGCAUGAUUGCUGGCAGCAAGCCCAAGUCCAAGUCCAAGACGAAGACCAAGUCAUCAAGCAAAACCAAGAAGAGCUCUUCCUCUUCCAAGAAGUCCCAUAAAGAGAAGAAGCCUCAGCAGCUCAUCGAGUAUCGCCCUCAGAGCAAAGAUGGCAAAACAGACCCCAGCGCUGGACAAGUCGUCCUCUACAAGCCUCGAGCCGAUGUCUUCCUCAGCUUCGUCGACAAGGGUCCUGAGAGUGAGAAGGGCGUCAGCUUAAACAGGGUUCUCAAGCGUUUCCACCGAGAACGUGAGGCUACUGGCAGCGAGCUGGGUAAGGGUAAGGAAGAGAAAGAACUCUGGAGAUCUCUCCGACUUCGACAGAAUGAACAAGGAGAGAUCGUCUUGUUCUCUGUUGAGUGA
Messenger RNA from Fusarium oxysporum Fo47, 1585 nucleotides. RefSeq names its product LYAR-type C2HC zinc finger protein. Gene Ontology annotation, molecular function: DNA binding. Gene Ontology annotation, biological process: rRNA processing; negative regulation of transcription by RNA polymerase II. Gene Ontology annotation, cellular component: nucleolus. NCBI's taxonomy places the organism in Eukaryota, Fungi, Ascomycota, Sordariomycetes, Hypocreales, Nectriaceae. The record is from RefSeq and is a predicted model, not a curated record. Bases 248 to 1585 code for a protein of 445 amino acids. The transcript is spliced from 3 exons.